Elephantulus edwardii (Cape elephant shrew) is the source of this 972-nucleotide messenger RNA. Its product is annotated as keratin-associated protein 24-1-like. The coding region runs from base 1 to 972 and encodes 323 amino acids. The transcript is spliced from 4 exons. Gene Ontology annotation, molecular function: structural molecule activity. Gene Ontology annotation, cellular component: keratin filament. Lineage: Eukaryota; Metazoa; Chordata; Mammalia; Macroscelidea; Macroscelididae. The record is from RefSeq and is a predicted model, not a curated record.
AUGACUGUUCAGAGCUAUUCUGCCAUUUGUGGUGUCACACCCUGCAGAACUCACUGUUAUGUACCUGUGACUACUUCCAUCGCUCUGUGUUCCAAUGAUGUAAAUCCUGCCUUUGGACUCUGCUUACCCAGCAGCUACCAAGGAAAUCUCUGGCUUCUGGAUGAUUGUCAAGAGUCCUAUGGCAAAGCCCCCAUCUGCGAGUCUCCAACCUGUGAGCUCAAGAUCUGCACCACAAAUUGUGAAUCAGCGAACAACUGCUUGUCCUGCGAUUCUCCAUCCCCGGACAAAGGACGAAGUGCCUGUGAAACAACUUACAUCAAAUCCAGCCCCCGAGGCAGCUCAUGCCCUCAGACGAAGGGGUAUGUAUCCAACUGCUACACACCAGCUCGAUAUGCAUCUAAAAUCUGCCAGAAACUUCCUAAUAACUACAACUGCUUUCGGCAACUUAACUACUUAUGCAAGAGCCACCGACCAAUAAACUGCUGCAGGCUGGGUAGCUUUGGGUAUAGAAGCUUCCAAAAUCUUGGCUAUGUCUCAAGUGGCUUCUCACCAUCAUGUUAUAUUACCAGCAGCUUCCAACCCCAAAACUAUUUAACAAAAAAUGUCCAGUAUCUGAGUACCAGACCUACGAGCUGCCGACCACUGAGCUAUUUACACAGGACCUACAGGUCUCUGAGCUGUGUACCCAGUACCUUCCCACCUCUGAGGUAUUUGUGCAGCAGUCUGCUUCUGGAAGUUAAACAGAAUCUCUACCAAGAACUGAAGUUACUUAUUCGUGGCUGCCUCAGUGGAAGUGGUCAGGGGAAACUUGAUGAUGGCAUAGUGGUCAAGCUUGUCUCUCAUGGGGGCUCUCUUCCUGGGGUAUUUGUGCUACCUUCAGAGUCUCAGCAUCUUAGGCUGCUGGAAGUUUAUAAGUACUUUGGGGAUAAUUGUGACAAAGCAUCUAAUCAAAUAAUUACGUCUAACACGUGA